GAAGCAGGCGCCGCUGUGUUUCUCGCGGUGACUGUUGACCCGCAGGUUCCCGCACUGCUGGCAUGAGUUUGGUCUCCCUGAGUGGAAUAAAAAAGCGGGGGAAUGAACAACACGCCGCCCGGAUUACGGUUGCUCAGGCCUCCCACGGUGAUAGGCCAGUUCCACACCUUGUUCUUCGGCUCGGUGCGGAUGUUCUUCCUGGGCGUCCUGGGCUUUGCUGUGUACGGGAACGAGGCGCUGCACUUCAGCUGCGACCCGGACCGCCGGGAGCUCAACCUGUUCUGCUACAACCAGUUCAGACCCAUCACGCCCCAGGUUUUCUGGGCCCUGCAGCUGGUGACCGUGCUGGUUCCUGGGGCCGUGUUCCACCUCUACGCUGCCUGUAAGAACAUCGACCAGGAAGAGAUCCUCGAACGGCCCAUCUACACCGUCUUCUACAUCAUCUCCGUUCUCCUACGCAUCAUUCUGGAAGUCAUCGCCUUCUGGCUGCAGAGCCACCUCUUUGGCUUCCAGGUCCACCCGCUGUACAUGUGUGAUGCCAGUUCUCUGGAAAAGACCUUUAACGUGACUAAGUGCAUGGUGCCCGAACACUUUGAGAAAACCAUCUUCCUCAGCGCCAUGUACACCUUCACCGUGAUCACCAUCCUGCUCUGUGUCGCUGAGAUCUUUGAGAUACUCUGCCGGCGGCUCGGUUAUCUCAACAACCAAUGACGUGCUCGCUGUGGAGGUCGAAUGCACGUGACACUCGUUCUGCCGGUUUGUAAUGGCGCUCCGGGUUAGCUACUGCUGGACUUUUGUAAAACAGGAAGCUGACGUGAGAGCAAACAAUCAUCUGUGGUCCAUCGUGAGUUUACACCAAGAAAUCUGAGUAUGUGCAACAAAACCGUCGCAGCUGGCGAGUCUGAAAUGUUCUGAGUGAUCUUUCCUAGUCAUGUGUCAGGAACCAGUGGGUCUGCACUGGCUGUACGUGAUGGCCUGGGAAUCUGCAGACUCUGAAGCAUUGGGGGAUGGGAUAGAAAGACUUUCUGGUUUACGUUUUUUUACACCGGCACGAACUUCAGGGGGAAACUAAACCCUGUGACUAUAGUCAGACAAACAAGGAACGCAUAGUUUGUCACAGGACUGGUGGCUCCAGAUUCUUUCUUCGAGUUGUACCUUAGAUCGGACACUUUUACACUCCUAGGAAGCACGUUUGUAAUAUACUUAAGUGCCUGGUUUGCACUAAAUGCAUCACGGUUCAUUAAACUCCUCUUGUUCACUAACAGAAAGCUUAACAUUGACCUUAUCAGCUCCUCAGCACGACCUCUGCAUGUCCCAAAAUAACAGCCAGCGACGCUAAUGGUUUAGCUUGUCACAGACUUCUGAAGGUGCACAUUAACAGCCCAGCUACUCCUCCAGGUGCUGAUCAAACAUGACAGGCAGAGUAUUGAGCUAGUAAUGGAUUAUUACAAAUGUCAUUCUGAGGUAAUGAUGACCCAGUAGCCUGACCCACGGUCGAUGGGACACUUCCCUGUGUGACAUUUCCAAUACGUAUCAUGUUUCUGCCUCCAGCCUGCUCCGACCUUUACCUCCAUCAACGACGGGGCCUUCUGCCUUUCCAAAUAUCUGUUCAAACAACCUUUAUCCUGACUUGGGAAAUGGAGAAAUGCUGUCUAAAUGCAGCCCAACAAUCUAAUGCUAAAGGCUAAGUACUUCCAUCGGAUGUAAAAGCAUCUGGGAACGAGGCCAAGAGGAUUCAGGCUACCCAAAGAUAUAAUGAUGAUGGAAUGGGUUGAUAUGUUAUUUUUAAAAGAACGAAAGGAACAAGUUCCCGGCGUUUGAUUUUUACAUUUUUAAUGAGAAUUGUCGUAUUAAACUUUUUUAUUUGGGUAUACAAACGUGUUUGAAUUCAAAUAUAUUGAAUAUUUAAUGGUACUCCAUGCAGCAAUGUAUCUGAUGAACAUCUGCCAGGAAGAAUACUGUUCUUGUGUUUAAGGAUGUCCCGACGUCAAGGCGAGAGGUCCGAGAUGGACAAACUCAGCAGGGAAAUUUAACAUUUUGAGAGUUUGAAGGCCAUGUUGCUCUCAUAUUUAACGUCUUAGCUAUUAUUUUAAAAACUAGUUUAAGUAGAUCUAUUUGAAAUGAUUGUUGAGCUUUUGUCCAUGUCUGAAUCUUCCAGGGUGUCCCCCAGCCUGCAGUACCACUCAUUACGCUUCCUGCUGACGCUGUGUUCUGAAAAAGAGUACCUCCUGUUUAUAAUGUUGUUUUUUUCUUGAUCAGACAUCCAUCCAACUUUUGUUAUGAAGUCUUCAGCAAUCUGUAUAUCAUCUCAGGUACAACAUUGCAUUACCAGACAAAAGUGGAUCAAACCGUCUUUUAAAUCCCUUUAAACCUUUAAGAUUGCCACGUGGAUCCCAACCAACGGUACCAACGGACUGGUUGGUCUGGUUCGGUCCGAUAGGCUUUAGGAGGGUUUGAAUGAGGUUUGUGAAUCCUGUGGUUUGGGUUCGUCUGUGUGCUGGUGUGUGUUAAACCUGCUUCAUGCUUCCUGUGGUUACCAUGGUGUAGACGUGGCAACGCGUAGACGUCGAGCAAUGAUUUGAGCAGCUACAGGGUCGCAAGUGCAUAAAGGCUGGUUCAAACUUUGAGAUGCUUCUAAAAGACGUUGAGGAAAUCUUGGCUGCAGAUACAGAAACACAAAUCAGAACACAUACAGAAACAUCUGCAGCAGCUCUUCAACUCAUGCAGAAACAUCUGCAGCAGCUCUUCAACACAUGCAGCCUCUAGAGAACAUUCAGCCGAGGAAACAUGAGCAGCGUUUACUAAAAGCUGCAGAAACCAAACGCUGCAAGAAGCUCCAACACAACGGAGACCAGGGGACAGUAAAGAGAGACACACACAGCUGGAGACCAGGGGACACUAAAGAGAGACGCACACAGCUGGAGACCAGGGGACACUAAAGAGAGACGCACACAGCUGGAGACCAGGGGACACUAAAGAGAGACGCACACAGCUGGAGACCAGGGGACACUAAAGAGAGACACACACAGCUGGAGACCAGGGGACACUAAAGAGAGACACACAGCUGGAGACCAGGGGACACUAAAGAGAGACGCACACAGCUGGAGACCAGGGGACACUAAAGAGAGACGCACACAGCUGGAGACCAGGGGACACUAAAGAGAGACGCACACAGCUGGAGACCAGGGGACACUAAAGAGAGACACACAGCUGGAGACCAGGGGACACUAAAGAGAGACGUGCUGGGUGACAUUCAGGAUCAUAAAGCUGUCUCUGUCUCUGUUGUUGUUCUCCUGAAAUGUUUUCUGGUCGUAUUUUGACGAUUUGAUCACAUGACUCCUUAUGACGUCACUGCAGAUCUGCUGUAAGCUAGUUCACUAAGUUAGCUAACCUUCAGAUAUCCUGACACACUCUUCCAGAUCUGAGAGCGCGUGUCUCCUAUUGGAAGGGCUUGGGCCGUUGAGAAGCAUGAAGCAGACUUUAUUGGAAGUUGGUUUUAAACGUUGACUCUUUUUACAUUGACAUGAUAUGGGGAGUCCUGCAGAGGUACUUUCAGCUCCAGCAGGACAACGUGAAUUAGAUCAGUCCUGGAAACUUCCUCAGUAUCUCAACUCAUUACAGGUGGAAGGUUGGAAAUAUAAACUCACUGGCUAACCAUGAAGGCAAAGAGGCACACUUUAAAACCACUGCAAAUAUAUUGACACCAAACUCUCUGUUUGUCUGAGUGCUACAGUUCAGGUUCUUCUCCACUGUUUUGUCUUGAGAUGAUUGAUUAAAAAUGU
Eleginops maclovinus (Patagonian blennie) is the source of this 3782-nucleotide messenger RNA. It is a transcript of the gene gje1a, whose product is annotated as gap junction protein epsilon 1a. Gene Ontology annotation, molecular function: gap junction channel activity. Bases 103 to 711 code for a protein of 202 amino acids. Gene Ontology annotation, cellular component: connexin complex. The transcript has 4 exons. Gene Ontology annotation, biological process: cell-cell signaling. NCBI's taxonomy places the organism in Eukaryota, Metazoa, Chordata, Actinopteri, Perciformes, Eleginopidae. The record is from RefSeq and is a predicted model, not a curated record.